AAUUUUGGUUUUCAUUUGAUAAUGAUAUGAAGAAAUCAUGGGUUUUUACAAUUAUCACUCAAGUUUCUUUAUGCUUGCCUCUUUAUCUUGUUCUCAACUUGUGUCAAAAUCAGAAGCCAAUUUUAAGGAAUGGAAAUGAGAAUAUUCCUAUGGAUAUAUAUUUUAUCAGUGUUACUGGUGGUGUUAGGCCUAUUGAAGAACAGACCCUUCUUCUCAAGCAGGUGGAGAAGGUAGCGAAGAAGUUCAAUGCAAGAUUUGUUAUCAACAUAAGCGAACUUGGGGAAGAUGACCCGCUCGUGCAAAAUGUUGCUUCAAAUGGUGCUGGAGAUAGGCAAUCACAGUGGCUGAAAGAGACACUUGAAAAUAGUGAAAGCAAAUGGUGCAUUGCUGUCGGAUUUCAUCCAUUGGUAGCCUGUGAAGAUGAUGCUACUCAAACAGAAUUAAAACACGAAUUACAGUCCUUACAUGGCAUAUUUCUGAAGUACGGCAUGGAUGCAUAUAUAAGUGGACAGUCUUGUACUGAUAAUGCUGAUAAAAGACCUAUUGCAAAAUCCAAAACUGGAACUGCCAGAUAUAAAGGACCUUUGCUUACUAAAGUGAAUCAGAACCUGCCCUACUCUGCAAACUGUAAAUGGAUCUCCUUCACAAAGUCAGUGCUCUAGAGAUUGUAUCAUACUUAAGUCACAUUCGAAGGUGAUGUUGUGCAGAAAAUUUUUCUGCAUCAAAGAGGCAAAGAGAUUAUGUAGAUAUACUGCGAACGUUGAUGUUUGUAUUUGUUAUUGUUAUGAGGAGUGAAUGGAGAUCCAAUCGAUUUUUGGUGAUGAAUCCAACUUUUUUCCCUUUUUCGGAGUAAGGAGGGAGCGGGGCGGGAGGGGAAGAGAAGGGACAAAAAAAGUGAAUUCAAUAUUCGCGCUCAAGUUCGAAUUAACUGAAUAUUCACCAUUGAGUCCACAGUUGGGAGGUUCAAUAAAAGGCAAAAACGUUUUGAUAUAGGGUGUGUUUUAGUUGGUCAGUUUGCUUACAACCUUUUUGGUUUGCCUUAGUUGAAAUUACUAGCUUUUUUGCAAUUGUAAAUUGUCAAAUCUUUAAGGUGUUCUGCAUAUGUUCAUUUUGAAUGCAA
Messenger RNA from Nicotiana tabacum (common tobacco), 1120 nucleotides. The record is from RefSeq and is a predicted model, not a curated record. Lineage: Eukaryota; Viridiplantae; Streptophyta; Magnoliopsida; Solanales; Solanaceae.